This is a messenger RNA of Mollisia scopiformis, 180 nucleotides long. RefSeq lists its product as uncharacterized. The annotation marks the transcript as partial. The transcript has a single exon. Lineage: Eukaryota; Fungi; Ascomycota; Leotiomycetes; Helotiales; Mollisiaceae. The record is from RefSeq and is a predicted model, not a curated record.
GAUGUGGAUAAGAGCAUGGAGGAUGUUGAACAGAGUGAUGAGGAAGAGGAGGCUUUUGAGAUUAUGAAGACUCCAUUUGAGAGGGCUAUUGAGGGGACUGCAAAGGUAAGGGCCGUACCGGUUAUGACGAUAUGCUUGUCGCGGGUACGGGUUGAGAGUUUACGGAGGGAGUAUGGGUAA